This is a messenger RNA of Melitaea cinxia (Glanville fritillary), 2124 nucleotides long. It is a transcript of the gene Patsas, whose product is annotated as probable protein S-acyltransferase 23. Gene Ontology annotation, biological process: protein palmitoylation. The transcript is spliced from 8 exons. Gene Ontology annotation, cellular component: Golgi membrane. Bases 6 to 1607 code for a protein of 533 amino acids. The record is from RefSeq and is a predicted model, not a curated record. Lineage: Eukaryota; Metazoa; Arthropoda; Insecta; Lepidoptera; Nymphalidae. Gene Ontology annotation, molecular function: protein binding; palmitoyltransferase activity.
GCACUAUGGCGGCCGAGGAGUCCUUGCCUCCUUGUUCACCCAUGUCACCAGACACACCUGCUACUCAACCCCGUAUUACUACAAAUCUAAGUCACCAUUCAGACCUUCAUCAACUAAUUUUUGAAGCUGUGCGGUCAGGAGAAGUAUCAGAAAUUGAAAGAUUAGUAGAAAAACUUGGAGUGGAAAUAUUAAGUGCCCGCGAUCAACAUGGCUACACUCCAGCACAUUGGGCAGCGUUGGAUGGAAGCGUAGCUGUUAUGAGAUAUUUAGUAGAGAGAGGUGCUCCAGUCGAUUUGUCUUGCUUAGGCACACAGGGACCACGUCCGAUUCAUUGGGCUUGCCGAAAAGGGCAUGCAUCAGUAGUUCAAGUUUUACUUCAAUCGGGAGUAGCCGUAAAUGCAGCAGAUUUUAAGGGUUUGACGCCACUGAUGACAGCUUGUAUGUAUGGUAAAACAGCUACUGCCGCAUAUCUGCUCGGGAUGGGUGCCGCCACCCGCUUGUCCGAUAUAAACGGCGACACAGCCUUACAUUGGGCUGCGUAUAAGGGGCAUGCAGAUUUAGUUCGAUUGCUUAUUUACUCUGGCGUUCCAUUACACUGUACCGAUAACUUUGGAUCGACUCCUUUGCACCUCGCAUGUUUGUCUGGCAACUUGACGUGCGUUAGACUUCUUUGUGAAAAGGUUAAGGCAGAGUUAGAACCUCGGGAUAAGAAUGGAAAGACUCCUUUAAUGCUAGCUCAGAGCCACCGACACGCUGAAGUUGUGAAGUUGCUGCAAAAGGAAAUGAAACGUAAAUCUCAUUGGAUGCCGCCCCUGUCUGAACUCUGGGCGCUACUUUUUGGAGGAGCUGGAGACUCCAAAGGACCUCUACUAUUUUUCUUGUUCUCGGUUCUAUUAUGGGGUUAUCCUAUGUAUAUCAUCAGGUGCAUUCCGUUAACGUGGAAUACAUUGCGUCUCUCUCACUAUUGUUUCUUAUACUGGAACGCUAUAAUGUGGCUGAGCUGGGUAAUUGCCAAUCGCAGAGACCCUGGCUACAUUCCUCAGAACUCUGAAACGUACUACAGAGCUAUAAGACAAAUACCCUAUUAUGAUAAAUGGAAAAAGAGGAAUGCUAUCCUAUCACGUCUGUGCCACACGUGCCGAUGUUUAAGACCACUGAGAGCUAAACACUGCCGCAUAUGCAAGCGUUGUGUAGCCUACUUCGACCAUCAUUGCCCAUUUAUCUACAACUGUAUCGGCGUACGAAACCGCAUGUGGUUCUUCCUUUUCGUAAUGAGCGUCGCUAUUAACUGUACUCUUUCGAUAUAUUUCGCUUGUUACUGCCUCCUUCUAGAAGGGUUUGGAGUUCUUUAUUUACUUGGAUUACUGGAAGCAAUUACUUUUUGCGCGCUCGGGUGGAUAUUGACGUGUACUUCGGUCUUACAUGCAUGUAUGAAUUUAACUACAAACGAAAUGUUUAAUUACAAACGAUACCCGUAUUUGCGGGAUAAGAGGGGACGAUACCAGAAUCCAUUUUCAAGAGGUCCUAUCAUGAAUUUGAUUGAAUUUUUCGUAUGUCUUCCAGACAAGUGUGAUGAGCAGGACCUAUUUUAUGAAGAAAACAUAUGAUACGAGCCGAUAUGACAGAGCGACAUAAACACGACAAAUAAGUCGCAUGACGUUGUCGUGUGGUCGACUCCUUUGCGCUCCAAAAGUGAUAAAAUUAAAUUGGAACUACGUUAUAACUCUCAAAAUAAUAUAUCUUAAUGAAAAUAAUACCAAAUAAAAUAUAAUUAUUUACUCGCACUUUGCUUCGCAGAGUACUCACUAAUUAAAUAAAUGUCGAUCGUAAAGUUGAUUUCAAAAUUUAACACGAUUUAUAAAACCUUAACGUAUUUAUACAAAGUCAUUAUUUAUUUAUUUUUAAGAAAAAGAUCUGUGUACAAAAAUUUCUAUCUCAAAUCUAAAGUACUCAAAUGUUUAAUAGAAAAAGGGGUAUAAACUAAUUAAGAGUAACUUAUUCCAGAUGCAUAGUGCAUAAUAUUUUGCGAUCUAGAUGCAUGCUAUGGCUAGCACCCUUUUAUUUGUAAAAGAUGCAUAUAUAUUUUAAUUAUUUUUUUAUUAAUCGUCUUUGUUAUUAAAAUUA